UCCAAUGGCUUCUUUGAGUUGCUUGCUUCUGGCUCGAGUCAUAGGACCUUCAGAUAUGGCUAGAGCUCCUCCAUCAGCUGGAUCAUCCAUGCUCUCAUUAUCUUCUUUGUUUGACUGGUCCAUGAUCAUAUCAUGGUCGAAAUUGGCACUUUUCCCCUGCAAACAUAUGCCAAAGUUGCAUCUUCCACGACAUAAAGAACAACUUUCCAUGACAUCAUCUUGAGACAAAUGAGUGUACCAUUUCUCUAUACAUGGAAGAUAAUACAAUCCCUCUUCACAAACAGUGCAAAUGUAUGUCGAUACGUUUCUUCUUUAAAGCACCGGUGACAAAUUGUAAGGUCCCCAAAAUCUACAUGUGAAAGUGAAAACAUAAUAGAAGAAAGAAAUCAUGAAUAUCAGACAGAAAUUAUUAUACCGUCCUACUACUGCAAACAUGUGCUGACCAUUUUUUCUGUUUGAAGCGUUUAGGCCUUCAAACUUUUGAAGUCAAUACGUUUCCAGAAUAAAGCCGCUGGACUAGCAACAUCAAAGAAUGGAAACGAAUGGCAUGAAAUUGAAGGAGAGGGCUUGUAACCCUAUACAAAUAUUCAAGAAUUGUCGAAGUGGAAUCGAAUGAUUUGACUCACCAAUAGAACACCGACUUGCACCUAGAAGGAAGGACAUACAUGUCAGUAUUCCUAAGAAUUUCCUGCAAUCUUAAGAGGUAACAUGUUGGAGAGAAGAUCCAACAUAUAUAAUGGACUUAAUAAUAUAUAAAGGACUUGUACCACUCCACUUACCGCCAAUUAGUUUUAAGUUAGAAGCCAAAGAAACUUAUCAUGGUAUCAAAGCGGGUCCGGAAAGUGUCCCGAUCAUCCCGCGAAUUGAUGGCCCAAGGAAGGCUCAAUUUCUUUGAGAUAACUAGAAAAAAACAUUAUCUCGGAGGGAUACAAUGGAUUAACAUAGGGCCACUGGAGGCUUACCGGAGAUUGGAACAAAUAUCAUAGACAUUAUUAUUUCAUUUGGUUGAAUGAAGGUUGUAGAAAGUUGUUCGAGGAUAAGGUUUAUAUAACUGGAAAACAAAGGAGGUGAAAAGGAUAUCGGUUAUGUCAUGAAGGUAGGAGUAAAAGAUCAAAUUGAAUGAGGAAUAACUACACUAAAACGGAGAUUUGCAUGGUUAGGGAUGGGUUUCCGUUGAAACGAUAGAGGGGAUGGAAGAGUCGUAGGUGACAUCUAUGGCUAAAAAGAUAGUGGGCUUUAACUGAAAUGACCCGAUUGAAAUUUUACAAAGUCUAGUUGAAUAGAUGAUAGUUUUGAUGUUAGUAGAUUACAUGUCAAAUAGCAGCCUCAUGAUUGGAUGAUCUUUUAAUCCAAUGUGAUAUACUUUUCCAUUGAAAAUAUUCAACUUUAAGUAUUGGAAGAUGACAGCGAAAUCUUCUUAGAUUUUAGAACACCAAUUGCUUAUACUUUAAAACAUCCAUUAAUAUUUAAUUUUUAUUAGAUUUGUAUAAUUUAUUAGCUAAGAUAUUAAUAUUUGUGGAUUGUGCAUGUUUUAACACUUAUUUUUGUUAGUUUUAAAAAGACUACCAUUUUUAUUUUUAAAGCAUGAGUUUUAUUUUUUUUAUUUAUUUACAUUUACAGUCUUAUGUUGUAAUUUAUUUAAGUUUUAAGUUUUUAAGUUUUUAAGUUUUUAAAAAUAUCAUGAAGAUUAGAGGAGAAUAAAUACAUGAAUGAAAUGAGGGCAUAUCUUGAAAGAUAACCAAUCAAAUUCAACAAAGAAAAGUCACGAUUGGUCAUUUGACCGAUCUCACAAACCUGAACAUUAAAAUGAACAUGAGUUGAGAUUUCUCACUGGUGCACCAUAGAUUAGUCAAAUGAUUGUUGAAACUUGGUAUACAACAUGCAUGACAUCAAUAUCAUUGAAACAGUCAAAUGACUGAUUUUACAAACUGAUUUAAAACAUAAAAAUGAGAAAAGGUUACAGAGAUCAGUCAAAUUAUCAAUUUUGUAGAUGAUUCAACAUAUAUUUUAUGUAGCAUUUUAGAUACGACCCAUAUUUACUCUCCGUCGAUCCGAACUAAACAUAUUUUUAUAUAUAUUGAUUAUACUUUGAGCGUCAGAAAAUUGAUUAUACUAUAUCUACUAUAUUGAGUAAUCAUAUCUAUUAUUAUAAAGGCAUGUUUGAUCUUUUCUGGUGCUGCCACGUAAGCUUCCACAUGGGUAAGUUGCUUGAUCUCGCGCUGACACGUGUCUCUAAAGACGGAGCGCUGCGUUUCAUUAAACGGGACGCGUUUUCGUCUGGGCUUCGUUCGAUCUUCUUUUGCUGGGCCUUUUGCACUCCUAGCCCGAAAGAUAUCGACGUCUCCAACCCUAAUUACGCGUUACUCUCGCGUCUCUCUUUUCUGCGCCGGCGACGCGUGACGCCUGCGAUUCCUCCCUCUUAGAUGAAACGGCCGGAGUUAUGUCGUCAUCUUUAUUCCAAUUGAAUUCAAUCCCUCGCUCAGACUCUUCGAUGCACCUUUUGAUCCCGAGCAGUGUGGAUCUGUAUAAAUAUGUAAGUAUCUAUAGAUCUCCAACGCACUCUCUCCUUCUUUCUCUUGAGAUUUUCUGAUUCCUGUUGCUAUGGCUAUUUCGAGAGUCUUCUUAUCUGACCUAAAGCCCGACAAAUGCUCUUCCAUCGUCGAAGCCCGGCUUCUACGGUUCUGGGAGGCGAGGAACGUCAAACGCGGUGGCGAGCUGAUGUGGGUCGAUAUGCUGCUUAUGGACGUGAAUGUAAGUUUGAUUCUUCCUGUUCUCCUUAGAUCUGUUUACGUUCGUUUUCUGAUUUCUAAAUCUUAUCUGUUUCAGUCGACUUUGAUGCAAGCUACUAUCAACGCGAAUCGGCUUCCAAAGUUCCGAGAGAGGCUCGCCGCCGGGACGAUGUAUUCUGUUUCUGGCUUUGAUGUGGCUCGCUGUGCUCAGAACUUCAAGCUUGCGGACUCUUCUUUGAUGAUCCGGUUUAGCGAUUCCACCGAGUUUGACGUGUUAUCUGAUCCGGUCUCGCCAAUACCUGCAGUGGGAUUCCGGUUCCGUAACCAAACCGAGUUGGUUGGUUUAGCCAAUACAAACACUCAACUUCUAGGUACAGAUGUGAUCGUACAUAUGUAUAUUUAUCUGUAUGGGUUUUGUGCUUUAUCUGAUUAGCCUCUGAGCAUUUGAUCUCAAUAUUGAACACUGUAGAUAUUAUUGGUGAGAUCGUGUCGGUGAAGAGCACCGUGACUGACCCUCCGGAGGACAAGAACCGUGUCAUGGUCACCGUCAAACUAGAAAAGUGAUUUAAUUUAUUUCUUUUAAAUCUUUUAUAGUUGCUUAAUCAUUUUAGCUACACUAUCUGUUGAUAUAUAUGUGCAGUGAUGUGUCUGUCACUCUUAGUUUGUUCGACGCCCAAGCCGUUUCGUUUCACCAGAAGCUUGGAGGCAUGCGUGGUGAUCCUAAAGUGAUUGUUGCCACAAGCAUAAACCCGAAGAUGGUUGGAGGUAUUUUGUUGCUCAUUUCGUACGUGGCAUAUAUUAAUAUGUGUAAUUCUCUUUUCAGUUAUUUUUCCUACUAUGUGUAGGUCGUUUAUUCCUCAACGCGACGUCAGGAACGCAUGUUUAUUAUGAUAAGGAGACACAUGCAGGGGAGUCUUUAUUUUACCGGUAAGCUUGGUCUAUUUUGAUUAUGUAGUCAUAUGUUGAGAGUUUGUGAUGUUAACUUCGUGAACUUAUGGUCAGAUUGGUGGCUAGAGACACUGGUCUUCCGUCCGCCGCACCUCUCUUGAAGUCUUAUGCGAAGGUGGAGCUUGUGACAAUUGCUGAGCUUAACAAUUUUAUCACUACAGAUCUGCCCCAGGUAAUGAGUUAUGUAUAUGCAAUUAGCUCAUUCGUGUGUUUAUGUAUAAAGAUUGUUUUUUGACUGCACGUGAUGUUGAUGUUUGAGCAGCAGGAAAUAGAUUUCUUAUGAACUGGGAGAGUUUCUCGAGUUGAAGCGGACAAAGGGUGGUGCUAUGUUGCGUGUUCUAAGUGCAGCAAGAAGUUGCAGCGCACUGCCACUUCUUUCGAAUGUGCGCGUUGCAAUAAUCCUCAUGCGGUCGGAUCUCUGCGGUACGUAGCGAUUUGUUAAAAUAUGAUAGUUGGUCGCCUUUUUGAUCACUUGCAUCACACUGAUUCCACUUCGGUUUAUUUGUUCUAUUAUAGUUAUCGCGUUGAGAUGGUUGUAACUGAUGAUACUGCUGAAGGGGCAUUUGUUUGCUUUGAUGGUGUUAUGACUAGGUUGCACAGUCUCAGGGCAAGUGAGGCGGUUCAGUUACUGGUAAGAUAUACUUUGAUUACUUAUGUGGUUACUAUGUAAUGUUGUUGACACGCUCGAUGCUUCCAUUUGAUGACAAGGCUGAAGAAGGAGUGAACCCUGAGGAUUCCGUGAUGCCUCCGUUCGUUGCAGGAAUGGAAGGCAAGACCUAUACGUUCCAGGUCCGUGUCACAUCCUACAACUUCACCGUCAAUCACCAGACGUUCACCGUGUCACGUAUCAUCAAUGAGGUUGAGCGUGCACCAGCUCCGGACUUUGUCGAUGAUGGGGGUGAUGACAAUGAUGAUGAUGAUGCGCCAAACGGGACGAUCGACCGUGAGAAGUCUGGUGUCAGCAAGGGCAGUUGUGAAUCAUCAAAGAGUGCUGGAAAGGAGCCAGUCGGUAAUGUGCGCAAGAGGGCGCGUAUUGCUUGAGAUGGAUCUUCGAUAAUCAUCUCUCGAUGUUCUGCAUCUUAAUAAUGUUUCCGCAUUCUACUUAUUCUCAGCUUUCCUAUAUCUAUGUUAUAGAUUUUCUACAUUCACGUUGGUCUUUUUUU
Molecule: messenger RNA, 4840 nt
Organism: Brassica napus (rape)
Lineage: Eukaryota; Viridiplantae; Streptophyta; Magnoliopsida; Brassicales; Brassicaceae
Exons: 2
Coding region: 4347-4718 (123 amino acids)
Source: RefSeq, a predicted model, not a curated record